Molecule: messenger RNA, 1527 nt
Organism: Lentinula edodes (shiitake mushroom)
Lineage: Eukaryota; Fungi; Basidiomycota; Agaricomycetes; Agaricales; Omphalotaceae
Exons: 6
Coding region: 23-1255 (410 amino acids)
Source: RefSeq, a predicted model, not a curated record
CACGCCUUCUUAGAGUACUUCCAUGAGUAACAGUCUCCUGCCUACAUCGCCUUCUAUCCGCAGGGCAUCUACUAGGCGUAGAGCGGGUUCCAAUUUACCGCCUCUUCAGGACAGUCAUCAUGGUGCUCUCCAGGCCAUCCGGACUUUUCUGAAGGGCCGUAUAUGUUAUGACGCUUUUCCAAUCAGUUUCCGCCUUAUUGUCCUUGACACAAAACUCAGCGUCAAACGGGCUUUGCAGUGUCUUCUCAUGAACAGUGUUGUCUCGGCUCCUCUUUGGAACAGUGACAAAUCCGAAUUCGCCGGCAUGCUCACAGUUCUGGAUAUCAUACACCUCAUCCAAUACUAUUGGCGCACGACGGCGUCUUAUGAUUUUGCUACUGAGGAUGUUGAGACAUUACGCCUAGAGAAAUUGCGGGAAAUUGAGAUAGAACUUGGAGUCGCUCAACCUCCGCUUCUCCGCAAACAUCCAGAAAAUACCCUGUAUGAAGCUGCCCAGGUUUUGGUACAAACUCAUGCUCGGAGAUUACCGCUUCUUGAUUAUGAUUCGGACACUGGCCACGAAGUUAUUGUAUCUACAUUAACGCAGUAUCGUCUUCUCAAAUUCAUUUCAAUCAACUGCCACCAAGAGAUACAGAAGCUCAAUCUUUCCCUCCGUAGACUUAAGAUUGGUACUUACGUCGCCGCCUCCUCCCCAAACGAUGUUCCCGAGGGUCAAAGCCCCUAUCAUCCUAUCGCCACUGCCACAUUAAAUACCACCGUUUUUAGUGUUGUACAUAUGUUUUCCGAACUUUCAAUAUCUGCCGUUCCAAUCGUGAAUGAAGAUGGGAUCGUCGUCAAUUUGUAUGAAACCGUUGAUGUUAUGACGCUGGUUCGUUCUGGCUCCUACCAAUCACUGGACCUUACAAUAUCCGAGGCUCUAAAGCAAAGAUCAGUGGACUUUCCCGGUGUUGUUAUCUGUACCGCAUCAGAUUCUCUUGGAACUCUUUUGCAAUUGAUAAAGAAGCGACGUGUACACCGGCUCGUUGUAGUAGAAGGAGAGGAAGAGGAAAAGAAGGGAGGCAGAAAAGGCCGACUGCUGGGUAUCAUCACACUUAGUGACGUCCUGCGAUAUAUCAUGGGUGCUGGCACUAUCACCGAAGCGCAUGAACCUCGGCAGACGCAGACAACCUCUUCAUCUGGUCCACCUUCGGAGGGACCUUCUUCCCCAACCAUUCUUACCAGCCCGAGCAUUUCCACAGCACCCCCCAUGUCGUAGAGUCGGCUUUCUCGUUAUCCUCUUCGGCCAAGCAUCUAUUCAUGUCUUAGACUUCACAUAUCUGUAUGCUGUAUCCUUAGCUGUCAUGUCGAUUGUUAUCGUCGUUAUGUCCCUUGAAAUUGCUCUAAUACAGUGUUGAGCGCUACAAGGCUUCAUUUUCUCGUCUCUUAUCAUCGAUGUAUUUUUCUAUGUACUUACAAUUGUGCAUAUGUAACGCAUGAGUCUUGCGCUGUGUGCAUCAUAGCUGGAUAAUUGAAUAAUUAUUAAUGGAA